Neocloeon triangulifer is the source of this 982-nucleotide messenger RNA. Its product is annotated as ladderlectin-like. The coding region runs from base 50 to 901 and encodes 283 amino acids. Gene Ontology annotation, molecular function: carbohydrate binding. Gene Ontology annotation, biological process: biological process involved in interspecies interaction between organisms. NCBI's taxonomy places the organism in Eukaryota, Metazoa, Arthropoda, Insecta, Ephemeroptera, Baetidae. The record is from RefSeq and is a predicted model, not a curated record. Gene Ontology annotation, cellular component: external side of plasma membrane. The transcript has 7 exons.
UAACAAUUUUCUACACACUCACGAAUCUACUCUCUUUGAAGAACCAACAAUGCAGAAAGGAAUUUUCGUAUUUAUCAUUGGACUCUGUCUUACAAGGGCCAAUCCUUUGGAGCUAUUGGAUGAUAAUAUUGAAGUUGACGACCACGAAGCACAGGUGCCCGAAGAUCCUCCAACAGGAUGCUCCCAAGAGGCACUUUGUGACCAGCAAGUGAAGCAGGCGGAGGAAAAAUUGAAAGCUUUGACGGACAUUCUGGCAGACGAUAGGACGGUGGGGCAACUUUCACUGACCAGUGUGACUGAAAUCUGCGAGUUGAAAGUUGGAAAAUGCGAGAAGGAAAAACUCUGUUUAAUAAAAGAGCAAGAGUAUAAAGACCAAAUCUGCGAAUUGAAACUUCAAGGUGGUGGCGGAGAUUUUGAAGAACUUCUGAAUGAUUUAUUGGAAAGGUUAAAUCAGACUUCUAUCAAUCAACCAAAACCUGUUCCGGACAGUGAAUAUGGGCGCAAGCUCGUGACCCGUCCGACUGGAAAAUACUUUCUGAGCUCCGAAGGCGAAACUGCAAAUUGGUUUAUGGCGUGGAAGCUCUGCAAAUUAAACGGUUUGAAUUUAGCCACUCCGGACAACAAGCAAAAGAAUGAUGACUUGAAGGCCUUGAUAGCUAACAUAGAGGGAACAAUUUGGUUCUCUGGUACCGACCUUGGAUCCGAGAGUGACUUUUAUUGGGCAACUAGUGGACAGAAAAUUGACUACAACGAUUACGCCAGAUAUAAUAACUCAUCGCAAGAGCCUAAUAAUGCAGGCGGCAACGAGAACUGCCUCCAUUACAAUUCUUUUUUGAGAGAUCAGCGCGGUUGGAAUGACUUUGGCUGCUUGUCAAGAAGCAGAUUCUUAUGUGAGCUGUAGAUUUUUUCGAUCAGCGCUUUUUUUUAAACAAACAAAAAUGGAAUUUACAUCAAUAAAUUUAAAGAUGUAUUUUAUUUUGAA